Molecule: messenger RNA, 1243 nt
Organism: Pipistrellus kuhlii (Kuhl's pipistrelle)
Lineage: Eukaryota; Metazoa; Chordata; Mammalia; Chiroptera; Vespertilionidae
Gene: TMEM38B
Product: transmembrane protein 38B
Exons: 7
Coding region: 168-1022 (284 amino acids)
Biological process (GO): potassium ion transmembrane transport
Cellular component (GO): membrane
Molecular function (GO): potassium channel activity; identical protein binding
Source: RefSeq, a predicted model, not a curated record
CCGUGGUUAGGUCGUCGUCAUGGCCUCUUCGUGGGACGAGAUGACCAUGUCCUUUUCUCGCCUGCCCAUGUUCCCUUUUUUUGACAUCGCCCACUACGUGGUAUCCGUGAUGGCGCUGAAGCGUCAGCCGGAUUGGAACAGGUCACCAUUUCUUGCGUUGUCACCAGAUGGGUAUCAUUAAACCUUGGCAUCACUUCUCUUGUCAGGAUGUGUAUACCACAGAAAAUUCACAUCUGCCAAUUCAUGUUCAUUCCUGGGCACAUUUUGUUGUGUGGAAUGGAGCAGCGGCGGUGGCAUGGCAGAAUCCUAUUUCAAGUUGGUUUACUGCUAUGCUUCACUGUUUUGGUGGAGGAAUUUUAUCCUGUUUACUGCUUGCAGAGCCUCCAUUGAGGUUUCUUACAAACCACACUAAUAUAUUACUGGCAUCUUCAAUCUGGUAUAUUGUUUUUUUUUGCCCAUGUGACCUAGUUUCCCAGGGCUAUUCUUUCCUACCUGUUCAACUCUUGGCUGCAGGAAUGAAGGAAGUGACCAGAACUUGGAAAAUAGUAGGUGGAGUCACACAUGCUAAUAGCCAUUACAAAAAUGGCUGGUUAGUCAUGAUAGCUAUUGGAUGGGCCCGAGGUGCAGGAGGUAGUAUUAUCACAAAUUUUGAGCUAUUGGUAAAAGGAGAUUGGAAACCACAAGCUGAUGAAUGGAUGAAGAUGUCCUACCCUGCCAAGGUAACCCUGCUGGGGUCAAUUAUCUUCACACUCCAGCACACUGAGCAUCUGUUAAUAUCAAGGCAUGAUCUUGUGUUCCUCUAUACCAUGUUUCUUGUGGUCACAAAGAUAAUCAUGAUGACUACAGCGACCCCUAUUCUGCCUUUUGCUCCUUUUGAAGCUACAAUAAGUCGGAUAUUGUUUGGCUGGCAGCAACAGUUCUUACCAUGUGAAAAGAAAAGUGAAAUAAGCACAUCGACCUCAAAGUCUACAGCUGUUAUUUCAGAUAAAGUUAAAAAGAAGGGCAAUAAGAAGACUGACUAAAUUUACUCGAUGAAUUUUAGAAGGCAAAAAAAAUUUCUUAUCUACCUAGCAGACUGUGAUAAGUAUUUCUAUUGUAAAUGAUGUGAAAUAAAGAUUACACAUAAGGAAUGGAGGUGACAAAAAGAAAGAACUUCUUUCUAUUUCAGGGAGACCAUCCCUUUCUGGAUUGUAAUUCUCCAGUGUUGUGAGUGUAUCAUGUGAAAUUGUUCUUCUAAGUUAUA